CAGCCGCAGGAGAGCGGAAGAGCGAGAGCCGCCUCCCUCCCAUUCCCUGCAGCUGAUGGUCAGGAAGGGAGCAGAAGGGCAGCGUUAAAGUGCACCAGAGAGAGAGAGACCCAGGCAGAAGCCUCUUCCCGGGAUCCUGCUGGACUCGAACCCAACAUGGAUUUGGAGAACACAAUGAGGAAGAUGGGCUUGGGACAUGAGGAAGGAUUUGGAGCCCCGUGUUUGAAAUGUAAGGACAAGUGUGAAGGAUUUGAGCUGCAUUAUUGGAGAAAAAUCUGCCGAAACUGCAAGUGUGGGCAAGAAGAGCAUGACGUUCCCACCAGUAGUGAGGAUGACCGUAAAGUGGGGAAGCUCUUUGAGGAUACCAAAUACACAACACUUAUUGCGAAACUGAAAUCGGAUGGGAUCCCUAUGUACAAGCGCAAUGUGAUGAUAUUGACUAAUCCUGUGGCGGCCAAGAAAAAUGUGUCUAUCAACACUGUCACUUAUGAAUGGGCCCCUCCAGUUCAGAAUCAGACUCUGGCGAGACACUAUAUGCAGAUGCUUCCGAAGGAGAAGCAGCCCGUGGCAGGCUCCGAGGGGGCUCAGUACAGGAAGAAGCAGUUGGCAAAGCAGCUGCCCGCUCAUGACCAGGAUCCAUCCAAAUGCCACGAGCUGACUCCUAAUGAAGUGAAGCAGAUGGAGCAGUUUGUGAAGAAGUACAAGAACGAGGCACUCGGAGUGGGAGAUGUUAAGCUCCCGAGCGAAGUGGAAGGGAAGCCUGGGGAGAAGAAAGUCCCAGCGAAUGGAGAGAAGGGCACUCCGGCCACUGUCGGAGCCAUGGAAGGCAAGCUGCCUGGACAGAAAGCAUCCCAAUAUUCCUGUUUCAGGUGCAAAUUGAACAUGAAAGAGGGUGAUCCAGCCGUCUAUGCGGAGCGUGCCGGAUAUGACAAGCUCUGGCACCCCGCUUGCUUUGUCUGCUGUACCUGCAAUGAGCUUCUGGUAGACAUGAUCUAUUUCUGGAAGAAUGGCAAGCUGUACUGUGGCCGGCACUAUUGCGACAGCGAGAAACCUCGCUGUGCUGGAUGUGACGAGCUUAUAUUCAGCAAUGAGUAUACCCAGGCAGAAGGUCAAAGCUGGCAUCUGAAACAUUUCUGCUGUUUUGAUUGCGACUGUAUCUUGGCUGGAGAGAUCUACGUCAUGGUCAAGGAGAAGCCUAUUUGCAAACCAUGCUAUGUGAAGAACCAUGCUGUGAUCUGCCAAGGUUGCCACAAUGCAAUUGACCCAGAAGUGCAGCGUGUGACUUACAACAACUUCAACUGGCACGCGACCACGGAGUGCUUUCUGUGUUCCUGUUGUAGCAAGUGUCUCAUUGGCCAGAAGUUUAUGCCAGUCAAAGGAAUGGUUUUCUGCUCGGUGGAAUGUAAGAAAAAAAUGGUGUCCUAAUGGGAAGGAAAUCCAAACCCAAGCCACAUUUCACCAUAUUUUCAAGUCCUCUGCAUUUCUACUGUACUGGGACAUUUUUAAUCAAAAAUCAAAAAUACUACUAGGCAAUUUCCAAAGAUUUUGACAUUACUCAUCUGAUGGCUUGUGAUUAAAACCUUAAGCACUUCUGUAUUCUUACUCCUUUUGAUUACUUGUUCCAAAACUUUGAUAAGAUGUAGGGAUCCUGGUAUUUGUUAUACUAAUUAUUAUACAGUAGUCCUUUUAUGCUUACAAUGUUUUAUAAACAAUCUUAGUAAAAAUAAAAUGUUCUGUAUUGUAUUCAUUAUUAAAUUAGGGGUGAAGAGUUUAUGGACCUUCAGGUAUUGGAUUCCAAUGCCCAUCAUCCCUGGUAUCUGGCCAUGUUGGCCGGGACUUUUGGGAUUUGUAUUCCAAAAGUACUCAAAGGGCAGAGGUUCCUCUACCUUGCCUUAAAUGAGGGCAAAAUAUGCUCAUAGCUGACCCACUAUAGGGCAUUCAUGUUGUGUUAUGUAUAAAUGGAACACUUUACAUCCUCUGCAAACCAACUGAGCAUAUCAGGGAAAUACUAAAACAGCACCUUCCUUGUGACGUGCUAGUUUUGUAAAUGCAGAGAUUUUUAAAGUGUCAAUUUACAAUUGAAUGACUUUUGUUGAAGUUGCAUAGUCCAUGAGCUGCUGCCAGUGUCCAGGAGCCUUCAAAUAUAUUUAGAUUAUUUCUUGAAAGGCUUCCCAACACUCAGCCUUCUAGAAGAAUGUUCUAAAACACAAGUCCAAUCUUUAAUGUUUGCUAAGCGGGGAGACCAUGCUUUUUCCAUAGGUUUGAAUUGAAUACAUUUGUUUAAAAGAUUGUGGAAUACAAUUGAAUACUUGUUACAUUAAAGAUAAUCUUCCUUUUUUUUU
Anolis carolinensis (green anole) is the source of this 2342-nucleotide messenger RNA. It is a transcript of the gene tes, whose product is annotated as testin LIM domain protein. The record is from RefSeq and is a predicted model, not a curated record. Bases 157 to 1425 code for a protein of 422 amino acids. NCBI's taxonomy places the organism in Eukaryota, Metazoa, Chordata, Lepidosauria, Squamata, Anolidae. Gene Ontology annotation, molecular function: zinc ion binding. The transcript is spliced from 7 exons.